Python bivittatus (Burmese python) is the source of this 3344-nucleotide messenger RNA. It is a transcript of the gene WASHC3, whose product is annotated as WASH complex subunit 3. Gene Ontology annotation, cellular component: WASH complex. Gene Ontology annotation, biological process: actin filament polymerization; exocytosis. The record is from RefSeq and is a predicted model, not a curated record. NCBI's taxonomy places the organism in Eukaryota, Metazoa, Chordata, Lepidosauria, Squamata, Pythonidae.
GAGAGGUCGCGAGGGAUGGUUGCGGAAGAGCUUUGCGAUCGUGGCCUCGGCGCUUUGAGAGGGCGCCGGGAUGGACGAGGACGGGUUGCCUCUCGUAGGUUCGGGCAUCGACCUGACCAAGGUUCCAGCUAUCCAACAAAAGAGGACAGUGGCAUUUCUAAACCAAUUCGUUGUUCACACAGUUCAAUUCCUUAAUCGAUUUUCAACUGUUUGCGAAGAGAAAUUGUCAGCACUUUCCCUCCGUAUUCAGCAAAUUGAAACUAUGCUCAAUAUUCUGGAUGCAAAGUUAUCUUCUGUGCCUGGCCUAGAAGAUGAGAUCUCAAACACCAGUGUUAUGAAUGGCUCUGUCUCACAAACAUUGAUAGAUCCACAGACAACAAAUGUAUCGCCUAACCUGGAGACCAGUGUACCUGAGUUGGGGCAACAGAGGACAGAUGGAACUGGUGAAAAUGUCACCACUGUAGCAAAGGAUCCACGCUAUGCCAGAUACCUCAAAAUGGUUCAAGUGGGUGUUCCUGUUAUGGCAAUAAGAAACAAAAUGAUUUCGGAAGGACUAAACCCAGAUCUUCUUGAAACACCAGAUGCUUCAGUGCCUGCAUGGGGAGAUGAGACAAAUGCAGGAGAAAGUUCUGAUAGUGAAUCUUCAUUUAGUGACUAAUGUUGUGGGCCUCGGUGGGAGAAUGUUUAACUUUUCCUUAAAAGCACUGUCUAGUCUGUCUCUGUUAAAUGCUGAUGUACAAACUUUAAUAUGAUUUCCUGAAUUUCUUGAGCCAUAUGAAGUAUUCUUUAAAAGCAGCAGCUUUGCACAGUAGUAUUUGCAUCACCUUCUACAGAAUUUAGAAUGAAAGCCUAGUUAAGUGAAACUGUCACAGAGUGCUCUUAUGUAACAUGUGGUGACCUUAACUUGGGUAAAUGUUGCUCUAAGGAUAUUCAGGGUGAAGCUGAAGAUGGGAAUAGACACAUACCCUUUUUCCAACUAAAUUCUGCCACCCUGCUCAUUCUUUUGAUAAUUCAUAAUCUUGUAAAUUACAAGGAUUAUUUUUAUGUCCCUUCCUGGCAACUGUUCAGAAUUCAGUGAAUGCUGAUCCGUUGUUUCCAUGCUGCAGGAGAAUUCAAAGCACCAUAUUCUGGCAUUGGGUUAGGUACACACAUUCUGUUUGUUCCAUGGUCUAAGAGUUGAGAAUGGGAAUAGGAGUGACAGGAAGGAGGACAGAGGACAAGAGAAUGGUGUCUGUUUGAAAUGAACGGGCAUCAUUUUGUUCAGGGUAAGCUACUAGAUGUUGUUAUACAGCCCUUCAUUUUUUUUCUUAGAGGAUCCUGUUCCAGCCAUUUGCAAAUGUAAAGUUUGGAUAAUAGAAUUGUAUCACUCUUACCCUGUUUGGCAAAGCAUAUGUGGUCUCUCAUUGAUUUCUUGUUUAGAAUUUUCUUCCUGAGCAUUACAGUAAAUUCAGUACAUAAAAGAACAGUUAUAAAAAAUGAAUAAAUUCUGAACACAACUGGAAAGACAAUUUCCUAACUUUGAAUGUGAUAACAAAGUAAUUGUAAAUUGAAGUGGUGGUGUAACUAAACAACCCACAAUAUUGCCUUGUUUUGAAAGGCAGAUACAGAAAUGCUGCCAUUUACCCACCAUUUGUUUCAAAACCUAGUAGUUUCCUUAUAGAGAAACUUGGUAAGAAGAGAAUAGAGAGGAGAGAUAGCCUUCUAGAUAUUUUUUUUUUAAAGAAAAAAAAUGCCAGACCCCUUCAUGUGUUAAACAAUGCAUAUAUUUUCAGAGUUUGGUCAGUUUCAUCAGUAAUCUUAAUCUGACUAAAGACCAUUUCACAUGAUAGAUUUUGAGUAUUCUGUAAAUGUGCAUAUAUGAGCCACAUUUCCACAAGGCGCUAAGCCAGAAUUUGAGGAAAUGCUAGCUUAUUAUUGAGAAGCAAACAUACUUGAUACACCCUGUCUCCAAUAUUUUGUUGUGCUCUGCUUCUCCCAGUGAUAGAAAAUGGUUUCAGUACUAUAAUUGUCUCUGAGCUGGAAGUCCUAAUUAGUCAUUAAAAGUAUAGUCUGUAGUUUGAAAUUGACUUACAAUUCCUAGUUUGUUUGGGAGUCUGGUUGAAAUCUAUCCUUAUUCUUACCACUGCUAAUGCAUUUCUGGUUACUGAAGCAACUUCUGUGAGCAAGAAAAACCAAGAAUCAGCUGGUGUGCUGUAACAUGCAUAUGAACAAAAAUCCAAAAUAGUUUAUCAUUUUUGUGUUAAUGUGUCUUCACUGGAACAUUUGAAAACAGCACAUUACUAUUGUUCCAUUCCAUCCGUCCUUAUCAGAGGACUGCUGUUGGCUGUGGCUUUUUUACGUGCAGUAAAAUAAAUGGAUUGAAGCGGCCCUCUUCCCACACCACCCGCCUGAGUUUCUUCAAGGUGUGCUAACAUGUCCUGUAUAUAACAGAAGCCAAGAUGGCCAUUAUGUAACAAUAUCCACAUUCAAGGAAUCUCUGAAGUAUGGUCUUCUUGGUCAGCAGAACUGCAGUUGCGGCUGUGAACAAAACAUCCAGACCAUUCAGUCUUGGCUGGAAGUGCAACCUAUUUCAGAAAAGAUCAAGGCAUCUUGUUUCAAGCAACAGAUCUAAAAGUGUAACCUGGGGAUAAGUUUAUAUAAACUAGUAUUAUUCUUUGAAGUAGUAAAUACCUUCAAACUGAUCAAUUCUUUUUGCCAUGCUGCCUAAUACCAUGCACAUUAUAUCCUAUAGCACCUGGAACAUAACUUUGUAUUAUCUGAAAAUAAGCAUUUGUAAUUAAAAUUAUGUUUUGUAAUUUAAAAUGGUGGUUCUAUUGCUAUACAUAGAUUUUGUUUGGAAAUAGCAAGCAAAUGACACUGGAAAAUCAUAAUUUAAUUCUCAAUGCUUAAUUCAUUUGUUUCUAUGUUACAAUCAUAUUUGUUGUGUGUUACUUCUUUUACACUUUUAGAGAAUCACCUUUAAAAUGAUUUACAGUGUAAAUGUAACAAAACCUGUGUGUUUGUGUGUGUGUAAUAUAUAUCUUUUAAGAAAGUCUUAAGAAGUGAACCCCUCUGUUCAAAGAACAGUGAUCAGAACUCAUUUGGCCAUUAAAAUACAAAACUCAGGUUCGUAGCAUGGAUUUAGCAUGUACAAAAGGUUGUAACAAGAUAACCAGAAUACUCUCUACAACAGAAUUGUGGUAUUCCAGAAAAAUGUCUUAUCUUUGCAUAGUGGCCUAUCUGAUCUGUUAAAAUGGAAGAAACUGGAGAAGAGAUGAACUAAACUUUCUUGGGGGAUCUUUGCCUAACACUUUUUAGACCAGGGGUUCUUAACUUUCUUGGGUCAUGGGCCUCUUGGAAAAUAU